Messenger RNA from Mercenaria mercenaria, 1103 nucleotides. RefSeq lists its product as uncharacterized. The coding region runs from base 434 to 805 and encodes 123 amino acids. The record is from RefSeq and is a predicted model, not a curated record. The transcript has 3 exons. NCBI's taxonomy places the organism in Eukaryota, Metazoa, Mollusca, Bivalvia, Venerida, Veneridae.
UCGCCGAUUAUAGUAUCCGUUACGCAUGCGCCUGAUAUCUGCGCCGACUUCAGUGCGCACAGUUGCUUUGCACGUUGUUCAAAUUUUGAAAUUUGAGCUCUUGCGACAUUGUGACCUUGCUUUGGCAAAUUUGCAAAUACAGCACAGAUUACAAGAAUUUUGAGUACUAAGACAAGCAGUUGGUUAAGAAUACCCAAUUUUGUCUUUCUGGAUAUUUUUUGUAUCAAAUCUGCACCGUUUAUACCAACUAGGGGCGGCGUUGACUGUUGGUAAACACAUAUCCGGAUUUAGUAAUUCGGAUAUAACAUUUUGUCUUUGACAAAUAAACUUCGGAGCUUUCGUCUGAUUAUUUAAGAUAAGACACUGUAUAGUAAUUGUUGUUCCAGUCAUCCAGUGUUAUCUUAAAUAAGCUCGAAGGUUUUCUGCCCUUGUCAUGGCCUUCCAAGCCAAGGAGCGUUUUAGAUUUGUAUUUUCAGGUUUGACGCACGGCAGUGACGGCACCGGUGUUCUUGUUGCAGGCGAUUCCAACGUGAGACACAUUUGUAACUCCAUUGACGCUGAUAGCAAAAAUGUGGAUCCUCUGACUAUACCAGGGGCCCGGAUUCUACGUGACGGAAAAGGAUUUCUCAAUGCACUAACUGCCAAGCUGAGUCGUAAUACCUUUGAACGGCUAUAUCUUCAUCUAGGUUCUAAUGAUGUGCUUUCGUCUCAAGAGAAAUAUAUGAGCUCUCUGAUGUCCUUGUGUGACCACAUACAUGAGAUGUCACUGUCACAAAUUGACAUACGGGCCUUAUUUUAUCUGUAGUGUAAAUGCAGGUAUUGCAUCAUCUUUUUGUAAAUUUUUGAGUUAUUGAGGUAAAUGUCAGAUUUUACGUAUAAAAUACCUCUCAUGUUUUUCUGUAUUUCAUAACUUAAAUUUCCAUGUAAAUUUCAUUAAAUUCGGUUCAGUAAUAAGAAAGUUGAUAUUUUAUAAACUUCAGUAAUUUAUGUUUUUAUCCCCAAAACCACUAUAAUGGGCCUCAAAUUGUCAAUUUCAAUCCGCGCCAAAGUAGUCAGAUUUCCCGGCUAUAUCGUGAAGCCCGUGGAAAUACAAAUAGGCAAGA